Messenger RNA from Talaromyces stipitatus ATCC 10500, 1927 nucleotides. RefSeq lists its product as uncharacterized. The coding region runs from base 1 to 1839 and encodes 612 amino acids. The record is from RefSeq and is a predicted model, not a curated record. Lineage: Eukaryota; Fungi; Ascomycota; Eurotiomycetes; Eurotiales; Trichocomaceae. The transcript has 2 exons.
AUGGCCACCUCUGGGAGGAAGUUAUAUGCUUGCGAGGUCGCGGCAUAUAGUGAUAUGGAGCUUGAUCGAUUUUUGGAAGAGAUCAGGGACUCAGGAGCCAUAUGCGUCGAUAUCGAAGACCCAGAGAACCUGCCUCAGCUUUUCUACCAGAGACUAAGAGAUCGAUGGCUACGUGCGCCAGAUGCUGUUAAAGCCGAAUCCCGACCACUUAAUCUAGACCAAGUAACUGCUCGACUCUUGGAAAAACAAGACAACAAACUGUCACCUCGAUCGUCUACGUCAUCCACGGAAGCUGGUGAUGAGGAGAACGAAUACAAUGAGGAUUUGAAGCACGAGAAGGAGAGUUAUCAUAUCCUGGUUAACGAUGGCUGCCGUCCUUGGUACUCAAUUGACCAUUUUGACGAUGUUACUAAGAACCCAGAGGAACACCGCGAUAAGCUAUGGCUUUGGCGGUCAUACGACGACCAGUGGAGGGUAUUUGGGUCACAGUUAGGGCGAUGGCAAGUUUUCCGCAAGUACCAACGAUAUGCAAGAGAGCAGAAAGUCGAGAAUGAACGGACGCUAUGUAUUGCAGCACAAAAUUAUACGACAUGGGAGGAAUUCACCGAGCGCUGCCCCGCCUUCUACUUGAAUGACCCUGAGAGAGAGCGGUUUGGCUUUCCCGAAUAUAUCAAGGCGCUGGAGGACCGUCUAAUAAGACACGGGUUCACGCGGAAGUUCCAACUUGAUGAUGACCCGCAUCGGCAGGACAGACUUACAACGUGGAUCGAAUACCUAGGCUAUGAGUAUGGGGAGUACGAUCGUUGUGUAAAUUUAAUGAAACGUCUUCAACGACAGUACGAUGAAUCGUGGAAGAUGCUCAUCGACUCAGAGAUAUUGAGACCAGAGGAGACGGAGGAGCAUAUUAACGACAUCACCUCUGCGUUUCAGCGCCAGCAUGAAGAAUCACAAACAGAAGAAUCUGUGGAAUCGGCGCUCUCUGCUAUAAUGUCAGCUCAGCAAGCUAUCACUAAUUCUCGACAAAGUCUAGCCGCAGCUCAAUCCAAGCUAGCAACAGCAAUACAGAACCGAAGUUUCAUUAAAAAACGAAAUGAUCUCAUAUCAAGAUUCAAACGGAACACUGAGAAUUACCGGAUUGCAAAGCAUGAGGCAGGUCGCUACGAUACUCUUCUACAAUGGAUGCUUCAGCAAGUCCCGUUGAUCGAACUUGAGAUAAGUCAAUCGAAGGCGAUCGAGAAAAUUCCGGAUUGCAGAGGUCAGAAAAAAUCUCUUAAACGCGGUCCAGAUGAGGUCAGCGAACACCCAAAAAGACAGAAAUGUGACAAUGAUUUACGGUCCUGGGUUCCUACUACUACAUCCUCUGCUUCUCAAGAAAGAGGAAGAGAAAGAGGAGGAGAAAGAAGCAAGCGCACUCACCUCCAUCACACAUUCAUCGAUGAAUCAUCUUCCACGUUGACCAGUGAACCAUGUGGCUCUACCACAGCCAGAGGCGAAAGAGGGGAAAGACUCAGGAGAUCGGCUCGUAUUCAUCAGCAGACUAGGCUGGAUUCAGGAAAGAAGCCGCAUAUUGCCAAUGGAUCAAACAAGCUUCGACAGACGAGAAACAAACAACAAUAUUAUUCAGAUAGACAAAUUGCAGCGCACCAGGGUAGUCGCUCACGCAGGAGAUGUCAAUUCAAGAAACUGCCAGUCAGUCAACGCCACUCCAGGGAUGGGAAUCCAAACGAGGCGGGUAUAUUGCUACCCAAGAGGAGAUACGGAAAUCAAUCGCAGCUUGUCAACCCUCUAAGAAGAAGCGAACGGCUGAGGAAUCGUGCUGAUCGGUGUUGCGAGGGGUAACUCAUACUCAUUACAAUUCACCAAUAAACUUGGGAUAGACGUCCUGUUAGAGAACGAGAGGACAUGGCUCAUACUAGGAUGAAGGAGG